This is a messenger RNA of Erpetoichthys calabaricus (reedfish), 2870 nucleotides long. Its product is annotated as ceroid-lipofuscinosis neuronal protein 6-like. NCBI's taxonomy places the organism in Eukaryota, Metazoa, Chordata, Cladistia, Polypteriformes, Polypteridae. The record is from RefSeq and is a predicted model, not a curated record. Bases 379 to 1293 code for a protein of 304 amino acids. The transcript is spliced from 8 exons.
AUUCUUAAUUGUGCAUAUCUGUUGCUUAAAGAAAGCCAGGUCAUUAUGUAAGGGGAAGCGUGUGCAUGGAGCACACGGAAAACGUAAGUACAGUAUAGGAACAGACAGCUGAAGACCAUCGGAGUGGAGAGAGAUGCAGGACCCUGCUUCGUGAGUCCUUUUGCACUGUGUGUCUGGACAGCAAAGAAGAAAGCCAGCUAAACUGAGCUGCCACCCUCCACACUGUGAUUCUCUGUAAGCAUAGAAGUCCUCGGUGGGAGCAUUCUGUAUCGUGUAGCUGAAUGUCUAUAGCCUGAGAAGGAAACGUUCCACAUGUGCUUGGUUAGCACUAGUGUGUGAGGAGGGAGGGUCUGCACAGCGGAGGACCAACACUUUGAGAUGCAUGCUCCUCUCCGAAAACGCCAUGGACCUGGCCUCCAGCCCCCACUUCUGCAUCCAAGGCACAGCUCCUUUGAAUCGGAGUCUUCUAGCAAGAAACCUCAAUUCCAUUUGGAUCUCUGGUUCUAUUUCACCCUCCAGAACUGGGUCCUGGAUUUUGGUCGUCCGAUUGUGAUGAUUAUCCUCCCCCUGGAGUGGUUCCCCCUAAACAAGCCGAGUGCUGGUGAUUAUUUUCAUAUGGCCUACAAUGUGAUUACUCCUUUUCUUCUUCUUAAGCUUAUUGAAAGAUCACCUAAGACGUUGCCUCGUUCAGCUGUGUACGUCUGCAUUAUCACAUUUGUGAUGGGAGCCAGUAUUCAUUUGGUCGGUGACUCAGUCAAUCACCGCCUGAUCCUCAGUGGCUAUCAACUGCACCUAAGCGUCCGAGAAAACCCCAUUAUCAAAGAUCUAAAACCUGCAACCCUGAUUGACUCUUUUGAAUUGCUUUACUACUAUGAUGAAUGCCUUGGACACUCUAUGUGGUAUAUCCCCUUUUUUUUGAUCUUCUUUCUCUAUUUCACUGGAUGUUUCACACACCUAAAGGAGGAGAGGAAGAUGCCCCUGUCUGCCUGGCUGCUUGUUGGCCCCAGUGGCCUGUACUACUGGUACCUGGUAACUGAGGGCCAGAUUUUCAUCCUCUACAUUUUCACGUUCUUUGCCAUGAUGGCAACAGUAAUGCAUCAGAAGCGUAAAGGCUUUGUCCUGGACAGCAAUGGUCUUUUUCUGCUCAGCACCUUUGCCAUCACUCUGGCUCUCAUUGCUGUUUGGGUCAUCUGUUUAUGGAAUGACAAAGUUUUGCGAAAGAAGUACCCCGGGGUGAUCUAUGUCCCUGAGCCAUGGGCUUUUUUCACUUUGCACAUAAAGGGCAGGAUGUAGCUUCACAGAGGGAGAGAGAUACAAAAAUAUUCCUCUCUUGCUGGAUACGUACCUGUAAGAAAAGAGGUGUCAGUCUGUAGUCUGAUGUGCAGGUGGAAUAUGGGAGGAGAUGUUAAAUUUGGUACUUGAACUACAGUAAGUGGCACAGCUCUGGAGUGAAGCAUUUGCGAUUCACACACAUCUGUUUAGUCAUUUUUGAAACAAUCCUCACUAUCCUUGCUAAAAGUAAUCAUGUAUUUUUGUCAUAAGCAUUUUAAGGAGGAAAUCUUUAAAAUAAACCAACAAUCAGCUGUCUGUAGCCCCUGGAGCAAUUAGUGGUGUAAAUCCUGUCACAUAUGUACCACUCUCCCUUUUUCUUCCUGUGCUUUGGCUGGCAACACUCAGGAAUUUUAUCAGAGUGAUCAUUUUUGUGUGCGUGUUCUGAGUUUCAUGACAUUCCUCCUGGAAUGGUUUCGGUACUGCUGAAUGACUUCUUUCAUUCCCAUUAGCCUUCAUAUGACUCCAGUUAUGUCAUAUCUCAUGCUUCCAGACGAGACUGGAUACCCUAAAUGCAAAGAGAUUAAAAGUGUACUGCAAAAACAAAAACGCUCAUUCAUCAGAAUACUAACAGCAUCGGCAAUCUGGAAGUGUAUUGGUGCCCAUGCUGUGCUAUAUCUGUAAUGGGGAUGAAAAGAGUAAGAAGCUAGAAGUCACUCCUGUCCCAUGACCUGUAGAGGGUCGAUCAUCCUGCCACCUACUGGUUGGUAGAGUUCACUCUAAUCCUCAGUGUCCACAAGUGAGGGCCCUAAUGAUGAGAGAAAGAAUGGAGCCUGUGUGCCAAAAUAGUGUCCUGAUGCUACCAUACGAGAAGAAUGAUAACCAGCAUCUUCUUUGUCUGCUAUGGUGAGUCCCUAAGAAAUACUUUAGUGCCUUGUAUCCUCCUUAUAGCCUCCUUUUAGCCAAGAAAACAUUCUCCCAUUAUUUUUAGGUGGGCCUAAUUGUAUUCCUUGGCCGUGAUACCUACCCAGAGUUUAGAAUCCUUUUUAUUUUUAAUAUCAAGGUUAGACGGUGGAUGUUGAGAUAAAAAUGACAUUCGGCAGCCAAAGCAGGGGAUUCUAAUCACGUACUAUUGGAAUCUCUCUUUUACUUUGAAGGUUGUACCAGCAGUGUUGUGUGAGUGGCUGGAAUUGUGCGGCUUUUUAUCUGGUUAUCACAUUUCAUUUUAAUUUCAAGACAAUCAUAUCUUAAAGAGAGAGAUGAAGUGGAACUGCCUCAGUGAAGGGCUCUCGACAAUCUGAAGAGGUCUUUUAGUAGUUAAUAGCUAACACUUCAACAAAGCCACCAGUCCUCUUCCUUCAUCUUUACACUUUUCUGUUCCAGGUUGUAUGUAAGUAAUAUGCAAUAUUUUGAUCUUGUGUCUCAAGUGCUUACUGUUGUUUGUUUAUUUAACUGACCCUUUUAUUAAUGUAAAUUGAUAAAUAAUUUCAUUAUGUACAUGCACUAUCCUCAUACCAUUUUUGUUUCUUUAUGAAUCUAUGCACUGUAUCAGUUUUUAUUCUUUUAUUGCAGUAUUGUUAUAAAGGAUUAUUUUUAUUCCA